AUGAUUCAUUCAAAAAAGGCACUUUUUAAUAUGAAAUUGAUUCCUUCACAUUGGUAUUCUGAAGAAGGUCUUAAAAUAUUUAACAAAAGUCAAGAAUCAUCUGUUCUGGUAGUACAAAAUAAGAAUAACCCAAUUCUAACUACAAUUAUGACUGGUUCCAAUAAUGUUUUAGAAAGUAUUUUACAACGAUUUAUUGAUGAGCAAAUUUCAGUACAAAAUAAGAAUACAUCUGAGCAGGAGUUGAAUCAAAAAAAUAAUAGUUUUAGUAUUUCAAAUCUAUGUCAGCACAAAGAUGAAUUAUUGGAAUCAGGAUAA
Molecule: messenger RNA, 315 nt
Organism: Racocetra persica
Lineage: Eukaryota; Fungi; Glomeromycota; Glomeromycetes; Diversisporales; Gigasporaceae
Source: the annotation of a GenBank genome assembly